This is a messenger RNA of Fundulus heteroclitus (mummichog), 3959 nucleotides long. RefSeq names its product endosulfine alpha b (gene ensab). The record is from RefSeq and is a predicted model, not a curated record. Bases 160 to 513 code for a protein of 117 amino acids. Gene Ontology annotation, cellular component: cytoplasm. NCBI's taxonomy places the organism in Eukaryota, Metazoa, Chordata, Actinopteri, Cyprinodontiformes, Fundulidae. The transcript is spliced from 3 exons. Gene Ontology annotation, molecular function: protein phosphatase inhibitor activity.
GACGUCGCAUCUCGUUACGCCAUCUUUGUUGGGGAGCUGUCGUGUUUGGAAAAUCGGGAUUAGGUCCAGUUGCAGGUUUAUCUAACGCCAGCCGGUCUCGUUCAGCCCCUCGCGUCGUGUGGAAAAACGGGCUAGCUGCUGGUCCACCGCUCUCGGACAAUGUCGUCGGAAAACCUCGACUCGGACACCCAGGUGGAGUACGAGGACGAAAAACAGGACUCACAGGAGAAGAAUGCAAACCCAGUGAAGGCAGAGGAGGCCAAGCUGAAGGCCAAGUAUCCCGGCCUUGGCCAGAAGCCGGGUGGAUCAGACUUCCUGAUGAAGAGGCUACAGAAAGGGCAAAAGUAUUUCGACUCGGGAGACUACAACAUGGCCAAAGCCAAGAUGAAGAACAAGCAGCUUCCCGUGGCGGGACCCGAGAAGAACCUGGUAACCGGCGACCACAUCCCAACGCCGCAGGACCUGCCGAGGACGAGGAAGUCGUCCCUGGUGACCAGCAAGCUAGCUGGCUAGCCUUCGUCGUCCCAGAGGCGUCUUCGACACCCCCCCACCCCCCACCCCGGGACUCCACCUCACCCGCGUUCCCAACAUGUUCUCUCCCCCCUCUCCUCCUCUUUCUUCCUUUCUCAUUCUGAGGCACCACUGGCUUUAACAUAAAGGGGCAGAGAUGUAUAAGUUACCAGUCCGUUCUGCUUGUAUGUGAUGGUUCUGGGCGGUGGUCUCUGCCUUCGCACCACGCACAGCUCUGCUCCGUCUGCCCACUCCGCUCCACCGCCUCCCUUACGUCUUGGUUUUUAGUGUUCCAAGAUGCAUUACAGUAGGUGUGUGUCAUAAGGCAGCGUUGGAGAGGGGGGGGGGGGGGGAUUUAAUGCACUUUGUAUUCUGUAGUGUGUUUAGUUCUCUGUUUAUUGCAUCCUGAAUGACGCCAAAAUAAUGAGUGUAGAGGAGUAAGGAACCAUGGCUGCCGUUUGUUCUUCAAUCUUUGUUUCUUUUCUGCGCCGGUGGCUGACUUCAGCGUGGGGGGGGGGGGGGGGGGGGGGGGGGGGUAGUAUGUGAAUAGUUGCUUGCAAACCAAAUCGAUGAGGCGUGGUUUAGUUCUCACCCAGCAUUGGGAAAAAAAAUGGAGCGUAUGAAGCAUCUCACACGUCAGGUCAUCCGCUGCUGCAGCUCAGGCAAACGAGGACUGAAGACGCUCAUUCCCUCUCUGCCCAUGUUGUCCAGACCCCACCCACCCCCCCUCCACCCCCCUUCGCUCUUGUUCUCGCUAAAUAUGCUGCAUGAUUGUUAAAUGACACAGAUUCUAACUAUUUUACUUGCAGUGGGGCAUCUGCUUAGGGAUUUAGGUCGAACAUCGAAGCAAACAGACACCGUCCCGACAAUCCAUCCACACGCACACGUCGUAGUUACAGCCCAGGAUAAGAGCCGGUGGAGUUCGUCCUCAGUUAGGAGCGCGGCUGCUCUCUGAGUCUCCGUUCAGUGGCCGCUGAGUUGCAUCUAGAUAAGGGCUUCGCUGUAGCCCAGGGGGAUUUAUGAGCAGGCCAGAACCCUGCAGCCAAUAAACGCUUCGGUAAAUCAGUCUUGCACAAGCACGUGAUUUGCAUUUACCUUGUUGCUUUGAGGACUAGUCCACAUAGCAUGCCUUAGAAAAAGUCAAGAGCGCGGAAUCAACUAAUUCGGGAUUAUAUUGUUGGGUUUUAGGCUACAAAAUGCUUUGCUUUUAACAGUGAAGAAGAUAAUAAUCCACGCACUCCAGCUAUCAGACCCCAAAGCCUAGGAUAGACUCUCAGUGACUUUCACCAAGUAAUUAUCUGUCUGGCGCUGCAUUGUGAUGAAGCAGGAUGCAGAGGAUUUACACAACCCUCCAGAUAAUUUGACUUUCUUGCUACUUUUGAAAUGUUUGAUCUAAAUAAUUUUCUUUAGUCAGCCAUGAAAGUCCUUUUGAGGAGACGAAAGUAAGUCGUUACUUUCCUGCUUGUGAUGUGGAGCCGCCCGUGUGCUUCAAUAGACUGACGAGACUGAUUUCAAAAUCAGUUUGUAACACUUUCAAGAUGUAUAUCGUGCUCAUAUAUCAGUCAAUUUCAAAGAAACUACCAGUAUAAAACACUAACUAAUAAAUCAUAUUGUUUACUUUUCUAGAUUUGUUGCUCACAAAUAGAUCUACUACCUGCACCUUGCAGACUUUUAUCCCCAAACCGGCUUUUAAACGGACUUCCUUUCCGCUAACGGGGGCGUCUGGGUCUAAACAGCGGGCAACCUGAUAGGAAUAGCUUCAAAAAGCCUGUUAGCGGGUUGCUCCGUCUCUACAAGAGCACAUUUAGCUAAGCAUGGAGAGGUUUUAUAACGCACGACGACGGGGCAAAGUGUGAGCACGAACAACGUGUUCUAGUCCCUCCUACUGGGACACAGCCUGUAAAACAGGUUAAAAAAAAAAGAUCGGAACAUCUCAAGACUUUGAGUGUCUGUUGACACGGCAAUGUUUGUUAGUGAAAACGGACGUUUUGACGCGUCUCUGCUGCGACGUUUCCGCUUAAAAACGGCACAAUUUGAAAACCGCUUCCAGAGUGGAACGUUUUGAAAACAGCCCCGUCUCCGUUGUCGUGUGGACAGGAAAACCUGAAUCCGCGCCGCCCACUAGUGGUGUGGCAGGGGUAUUACGCAGUUAACGUUUCCACUAGUGUUUCGUGCACAGAGACGGUGGUUAAAAUGUCGUGUAGACGUGUUGACAGGAGCGCAAGAACAAGCCUGUUUUCGCUGGAUCGUUGUCGUGUGAACAGGGCCUGAAUGUGCUGCCUACACGCGAGUCAAGACUAUAAACUGGAUAUGUGCACUUAAUCAAGGAAAAAAAGAGUAAAUAUUACUGCUUCAGGGAACUUUCACAAACUCACGCUCCAUCAUGUAGGCUAAACCCACCAUAUCUGCAACCUCACUUUUUAAUGUGUCAAAUUUGCAGUGUGUGAAAGUGACGUGUGCAUAUGAUCUUGUUCUGGUGCUGUACGAAUGCAACACUUCUCUUUGUCUCAUCUAUUGUAAAUAGACUUCAACGGGAUUUAACUUUUGUUGUUUCCCCACCUGCUUUUUGGUCUUUUCGUAGCCUGAUUCAGUGGUUCCUCUCUUCUCUCAGUUUUAACACUACUUCUGCUGUAUAUCGGUGUUUUUUGCAGAGGCUAUGUGAAUCUGUAUGAUAUGACAAUGUGUGUAAAUGCUGCUGAUUCCAAGACAAAUCUGAGAUGAUACCCUGUAAAGAAUGCCUGUCCUCUUUAGUCUGACUGUGUAAUUCCUUUUUUUUUUUUCAAUUUAUUUUCAGAAUUGUAGUCUACGUGAUUUAAGACUGUUUGCAAUUAUCAAUGGCUAGUGCUGAAAAGGAAUACUUAAGAGAUAAUUUUGGCCAAGAGCUCACUAUUUAGCGCUAUUUGGUUUAGAAAUUUUCCUUUUGUGCUUCAGGAAAAAAAGAAAAAAAAAACUUGUUGAAAAACAUGUUUUGACUGCAUAAAUGUUGAUGGGGGUCAUUUAGUGCUUUGCACAGGGCAGACCAGAGGAAAUAUACUAGGCAUGUUUUAAACCUCCCAAACAGGGCGUGUCAUCCAGAAGAGAAAUACGUGCCAGAAUGUAUAAACAAAUGACAGGCUAUGUACUCUCAGAUACAUUUGUGCUGCUUUUAUCUUUGUGUUGUUGUUUUUUUGUGUUGCAACCAAAUGUUUCCCAUUUUUUUGUUGUGUUCUUUGAUUGCAUAAUUGGUUUAUUUCAUCCCAUUUUUUUGUUCUUUUGGCCCGAGACAGCUGCAGGGAAGUCAGAAGCACCCUUCCUUCUUUAAAAAAAAAGGGGGUUUACAUGAUGAUGAUCACUGGAGAACAAAGGAAACAUUUUGACACUUCAGAAAGUACAGGGCUAUUUGGAAUGUUUGUUGUGUGGAAGAUGGUGAGAGGAUUUUUGUCAGUAUUUGAAAUAAACUUUUACAUAAA